AGCCGUGUUCACCUGACCUGUCGAAGUCGAAAACAAUUUUUGAUUGAGCGUGGUUUACUGUUUUUCUGAGAUUUAAAAAUCUAAUUUAUUUAAAUAACCUUUUCGCAUCGUGUGAAAUUUGUUCACGGACCGCGAAUCUACGAGUCAAAAAUGUCGGAUGACCGUAAGGACUCCAAAGGAGAAGAUCAUAUCAACUUGAAAGUGCUAGGAAAUGACAACACCAUUGUCCAGUUCAAAAUUAAAAAGCACACAGCUUUGUCCAAGCUCAUGAAAGCUUACUGUGAGAGAGUGGGUUUUGCCAUGGCAGCAGUCAGAUUCAGGUUUGACGGCACACCAAUCAGCAAGGAUGACACACCAGCCUCCCUUGAAAUGGACGAAGGAGACACCAUUGAGGUGUACCAGCAGCAGACUGGAGGCAGUUAAGUCAAAAUCAUCAAAUUCUUUUCCUAUAAGUUAAGUUGAAUUUCUAUUGGAUCUGUUUAAUGUCUUUUUUCUUUCCUAGCAGUUUUAAAAUGUUCUGAAAAGAUGCUUUCAAACUUAUUCACUCAAGCUGUAAUUUUUUUAAUGCUCAAAUUCACUGUCGUAUCCUUCAGAAUGGUAUGAUAUUGGAACCCAGAAUCUAACAGAUAAUUGCUGAAUUUUGAAUACCUGCUGUCAUUUAGGUACUACAAGAAAAAUAUUUCAAAUUGCUCAGCACCUAUUUUUUCCUCAUGCCUACCAUAUUGACAACUAAAUAUGAAAUAUGGGUAUCUCAAUGGCAAUGUUUAGAAAUCUGUGUUAAUCUUUUAUUUUCUUCAAGGAAAUCUGACCAUAGCCAUUGAUAUAUUUGUUUAUAAUUAACAAGCAAAGCUACAUGAGAAAGUAAAUUGAAUCAAAAUAUGUAUUUGAUAAGGAAGAAUGGGUGGUCACGAGUGUUAUUGUAUUUUCUGCAAUUGUUGGAGAUUCAGAGUCGUGUAUAAGUGACAUUUUGUACUUAUGGAAAGGGGGGUUGUAGAACUACCUGAUGAACCUCUUAUUAAGUGGAUUGGAGGGGGUUGGGGUAAAAAAUGAGUAGAAAGUGCCUGAUGUCAUCAAUAGAUAGCUCUUUAUUGAUGGUCUAAGUUCUGUAUCUUUUUAGUCCACUUAUAAUUGGUGUAAUAAUCUUGCAUUUUGCUAAAUUUUGAUGUCCUAAUCCCUUAUCUUAUGAAAGGAUUGAAAAUUAUACUGUCUCAAAACCGAUCUUUUUCAUGAUCAAUAUUUUCCCCUUCAAACUGAAUGCUGAGGUCAUCUUUUUGUUUUUGGGACUUCUUCAAUCUUAAGAUGAGAGCCUGCAGUUAGAUUUCAUAACAAGUAAAAGUCACUAUAAUGCUUCUUAAAACUUGAAUCAUUUUUCAAUGAUUAAUAUUUUCCUCCAAAUUUUCCGGACGUUUUUUCUACUUAUAUUUUUAGCUUUUGAUGCUACAGAAUUUGUAACAGAAGUUCUUUUUAAAACAUUUUUAGCUUUUCUUUAAGUUCUGAUCCAAUUCAACUUUUACUUUUUGCUUGUACAGAUGUAUAUAUCAUGAUGACAGUGGUUGCCACUAGAACUUGUAAAAUUCGAUCAAAGCAGCUUCUUUCUGUAAAUAUUAGUUAAAUAAGAAGAAAGAAAAAAUUAAACACAAAAUUAUCUGAAGUGUAUAAUAUAUGUUUUACAGCUCUUGCGUUUUUCCAGUCAUUGUGACAUCAAAUUCCUCUUGCUUCGUUCUUAAAGUUGAAAUUGUGCGUUGAACUCACUUACCUAUUAUGUAAAUUCACUACAUUUUAUUCUUCUUUUUUUAUCACAAUAAUUAGUAAUAUCUAUUCUUUAUUUAUUAUUUUAACGUUACAUCUUUAAACUUUCUCACGUACACAACAAUGCACAUACAUAGCUAAUCAUUUGCAUCAUACGUCUCGAUCAUUUUCUUUAGAUUAACUCUAAAGUAGGACUGUAAUACAUAAAAUAAAAAAAAAAUUUAAGAAGGUGUAAUCGCAAUCUAAUCCCUUCUCUUUUAUGUCUCCAUUUUCUCUAAAGUAACCCCCAUUUGCUGUUGUUUAAGGUUUUGAAACGCAUACUUACAUUGGAAAGUUUCCCAGUCAAAAUACAAUUUGUAAUAAUUGAGGGAUACGUAUCGAGGAAUACUUUAAAAUGUUUGAGUAUUUAAUCAGAAAAACCUUUCUACUUCAGCAUUAAUUGGACCGUGUUCAGCAAGGAAGCCAAUUCCAUUGCGGU
Messenger RNA from Bemisia tabaci, 2227 nucleotides. It is a transcript of the gene Sumo, whose product is annotated as Small ubiquitin like modifier. Gene Ontology annotation, molecular function: protein binding. The record is from RefSeq and is a predicted model, not a curated record. NCBI's taxonomy places the organism in Eukaryota, Metazoa, Arthropoda, Insecta, Hemiptera, Aleyrodidae.